AUGUUCCGCAAUCGGACCAAUUCGCAAAAGCCGAAUGAUGAGCUGAUCGCGAGCUUCAAAGCCUCCUUUCCGCAGCUCGGCGUCGGGUCUCGCGCGUCCGCGGCGCCGUCGCAAAACACCACGUCUGCUCUCGACUUGGCACUUCAUCAUUUUGGCGACUCCGAGGAUGUAAAGGACCAGGAUCCCACCCCUCGCGGUGCUGAGCAAUGGCGCUUCACGCCUUCGCUCAUGGAUCCGAACAGCUUCGCCUUCGCCUCGUUCGCCAACCAGCCGCCGGGCUACUACACGCCCACGCCCGGCGGCACCAACACCAUCUACCACAACCAGGCUGGCGACCUGCACACGCCCGGCUUUACCAUGGGCCUGGGCACCCCGCUGUCCAUGCCCACGUCCGAGGGCGCUCUCCAGGCCUCCCAGUCGACUGGACCCGCAAUGCACGGCUUCCAGCCUCACCCCAUCGCGCCUCUUCCCUUCCAGAACCCGAAUCCUUUUGCCAUGCCCCAGCAGAUGUCCCAGGCCCAGUCGUUCGCGCCUCAUCAAUUCACCCAUCAGCCCGCUCCCUUCGACCCCAUGUCCCAGGCCGAGGAGCCGCAAAUGGACGGCAUACCCGUCGACAUCGAGAUGCAAGAGCGGUCACCAAUGCUCAGCUUCGCUCAAGGAUUCAGCGAGCAGCAGCGACCAAGCCUCCUCCAGCAGAACAUUGAAAACUUCCGCUGGCAUGUGACUCUGAAUGCCCCCACCGCCAUGAUCAAGCAUGCGGACGAGGUUCCGGUCACGUAUCUCAACAAAGGCCAGGCCUAUUCCAUCGCAAUCGUGGACACUUCGCCGGCUCCUCCCCAGAUUGCUAGCGUUCCCGUCAAGUACCGGACGUACAUUCGGAUCUCCUUCGAGGAUGAGCAGCAACGCCAGCGGCCAGCCGCAUGCUGGCAGCUCUGGAAGGAGGGGCGUGGCACGAACGAAGCUCACCAGCGCGGUGGUCGUCUACAAGCAGUUGAAUUCGUCGAUCCAACUCAGGUCGGAGGCGGCGACGGCUCGACACGCCCUCGGGUGGAACUGGAGUCUGCAUCUUUCGAUGGCUUUUCCGUGACCUGGACGCCGGGUGCGAGUGCCAACGGUGUCGUGGAGUGCUCAGUCGCCGUUCGCUUCAACUUCCUCUCCACAGACUUCAGCCAUUCCAAAGGUGUAAAGGGCAUUCCUGUGAGGCUGUGCGCGAAAACCGAGCAGGUCGGCUCUCAGGCACCAGGCUUGGCUGAUUCUCCCCAGCCGGAGAUCUGCUACUGCAAAGUCAAGCUUUUCCGCGAUCAUGGAGCUGAGCGCAAGCUUUCCAACGAUGUCACCCACGUCAAGAAGACAAUCGACAAGCUGAAGCAGCAGAUUGCGCAAGCAGAAUCCGGCAUGAAGGAUUUUGGCAAGAGGAAAAGGGGAUCGAUCGCGAAGGCGGGCGCGAGUGCCAACGACCGGCCUGGAAAGGUUCCCAAGCACAAGCGGACUUGGUCCAUGUCGUCUGCCAGCUCUACCGGAAACAGGCCUUCGGCGGAGGAAGACCUGCAUUUGAAGCUCGCAACGCUCCAGGACAUGUUCACGUCUACCAGACCCACGAGUAUCCUGUACUUGAAGGGCGAAGAGUUCGACGAUCCUGACCUUCACCCGGUGCAUCUUUCGGGAGAACCGCAAGACCUCACCAAGGUCGAGACGGGAGAUUCGACAAUGUGGGACGGCCAGAGCAGAAACUCUUCGAUCGUCUCACCUACGCCGAGCUCGCAGUCUGUCAAUUCGGGCGAACGUCGCAGCUCGACGUUCCAAUCCUUCCCUCCGCCGUCGCGUGUGUCCUCGAACGAAUGGCGUAACAUGUCGCAAACAGCGACCGGUGAUAUCAAUUCACUGGCUGUCCAACCAACCCUGUCCAAUAACCCAGUCAAGGUGCAGAAGGCGUCGGCGGAUGGAUCGAUUGGUGGCUGGAUUGACGCGCUUGGCGUUGAUCUUUCCUACCAGCCACCACCGGAGCGAGCUAUCAAACCCAUUGCAUGCUUCUAUGUGCAACCGAGAUUUGUCGGGCGGCCACCGGAAGACAACUACUAUCGGGCUGUGUAUCUCAUGCAGCGCACGCUCAAAGAUCUGGUCAACGGCAUUGCAAUGAAGUGCAAACUCGAGCCGACUCGGGUGGUUCGUACCAUCCGGAUCAACGCAAAGGGCCUAGCGAUCGCCCUGGACGACAGCGACGUCCUGGAAAUGCCCGAAGGCCAAGACAUGACGGCCGAGUUUCAGGAGAUUCAGGCUGACUCACCGAUGAAACGCGAAUGGGACUCGGGACCGACCGACGUGCAAGUCGACGGUGAGGUCGGCGCAACCGAGACGACGACGACGUCUGGCUACGAGCUUCGCCUUCUCUUCUGA
Molecule: messenger RNA, 2394 nt
Organism: Lasiodiplodia theobromae
Lineage: Eukaryota; Fungi; Ascomycota; Dothideomycetes; Botryosphaeriales; Botryosphaeriaceae
Product: CP2 transcription factor
Exons: 5
Coding region: 1-2394 (797 amino acids)
Biological process (GO): regulation of transcription by RNA polymerase II
Cellular component (GO): nucleus
Molecular function (GO): DNA-binding transcription activator activity, RNA polymerase II-specific; RNA polymerase II cis-regulatory region sequence-specific DNA binding
Source: RefSeq, a predicted model, not a curated record